Molecule: messenger RNA, 951 nt
Organism: Elephantulus edwardii (Cape elephant shrew)
Lineage: Eukaryota; Metazoa; Chordata; Mammalia; Macroscelidea; Macroscelididae
Product: olfactory receptor 10X1-like
Exons: 1
Coding region: 19-951 (310 amino acids)
Biological process (GO): G protein-coupled receptor signaling pathway
Cellular component (GO): membrane
Molecular function (GO): G protein-coupled receptor activity; olfactory receptor activity
Source: RefSeq, a predicted model, not a curated record
GAUUGAAGACUUCAUACUAUGCAGAUCAACGAAACUAUUGUGAAAGAAUUUAUCCUUCUGGGCUUUUCUCUUUACCCAGAUAUAGAGAUAUUACUAUUUGUGAUCUUUUUUUGUCUAUACUUUCUCACUCUCAUAGGUAAUAUGAUAAUCAUGGGUCUAACUUGUUUGGAAAAAGCUCUGCACACCCCUAUGUAUAUCUUUCUAAGUGCCCUCUCCUUUUCUGAGACUUGCUAUACAUUGAGCAUCAUUCCUAAGAUGCUAACGGAUCUAUUGGCCAAGAACAGAAGCAUUUCUGUUGCAGGUUGUGGCUUACAAAUGUUUUUCUUCUUGGGACUUGGGGGUACUCAUACCAUCAUCCUCACUUUAAUGGGGUUUGAUCGCUUUUUGGCCAUCCAUAAUCCUCUGAGAUACCCAUUGCUUAUGACCAAUAUAGUGUGUGGACAAUUUAUAGCCUCUGCUUGGGCUGGAGGCUUCUUUAUCUCUGUGAUAGAAACAGUCCUGAUAUUCAGAGGCUUUUUCUGUAGUCCCAACCUUAUCAAACAUUUCUUCUGCCAUAUGAGGGCAGUUGUGAGACUGUCCUGCUUAGACAGUAACCUCACAGAAUUCAUUGUGACCUUGAUCUCUAUCUCAGGUUUAUUAGGAACCUUCCUACUCAUCAUCCUCACUUACAUCUUCAUUCUCACCACUGUUCUAAGGAUCCCUUCAGCGGAGGGCAAACAAAAGGCAUUUUCCACUUGUGCAUCCCACCUCACAGUGGUCAUAAUCCAUUUUGGUUUUGCAUCUAUAGUUUAUUUGACACCAGAAUCUUCAAAGGGUGAUGACACAAUCAUAGCUGUCCCAUACACUGUUAUUACUCCUUUCCUCAGCCCCAUUAUUUUCAGCCUCAGAAAUAAAGACAUGAAGAAUGCUUUUCGAAAAGUGUUGGGAAAGAUAAUAGCCGAGAAAAAGUAA